Exaiptasia diaphana is the source of this 873-nucleotide messenger RNA. RefSeq lists its product as uncharacterized. The coding region runs from base 47 to 658 and encodes 203 amino acids. The transcript has 2 exons. The record is from RefSeq and is a predicted model, not a curated record. NCBI's taxonomy places the organism in Eukaryota, Metazoa, Cnidaria, Anthozoa, Actiniaria, Aiptasiidae.
AGCUUAGUGUCCUAGUCGUGCAGAAGCUCAAGCGAGAAUAUACAAAAUGGAGGAUGUAGUUGAAACAUUGGGUGUGGUUGAGAAUACCAUUGGGACCAUAACAUCAUUACCAAUCUGGAACAACAGAACGUAUCGAAAACACGACGCCUGUGUAGUAGUCUCUGUCGUGUUGUCGAUCUUCUUCGAAAUGCCGAUCAUGAUCUGUGGUGUAUACUUGAUGAGGUACAAAGGCACCAUCGACUGGGACCAGCAAUUCUUUGAACUCAUGUUUCAAAUAUGGUAUAUUGUGAACCUAAUGAUUCAGAUCACUUUUGGUUUUGCCGAUAAAGUAUACUAUUGGAAGUGUUGGGGAGUCGUCUUUGUCGCUCCUCUCUCGUACGUCAUUGCCUGCUUACCAUACGCGUUUGUAAUCAUACCGAUGUCUGGAUGGCACUGGUUUGAAACGUUAUCUGGUUAUUACAACAACAGCCAAAACUUCAUCCAUGGGACAUUCAACUCUACUGACACACAUAACAUGUUGGAAUUCUUGAUCGUGUCUGGCUUUGUUGGUCAGUGGAUAUGGAGCAUCAUUCUUGCUAAUAUACCAUUAAUUGCUGCAGUUAAAUUUCUUUUAUAUAUUAAACAUAAAUACGGAAGAGUGGAGCCGGAAGAUAUAUAACGAGUCCAAUGUAUUGGACAUUUAGCGAAUUUUUUUUUUCUUUUUGCACCUCCUUGGCUGGUCAACACAGAUAUCCUAACUGACUAUACUAUUCAUUGCUGUAAAGCCUGCAGGAAAUUUGAUUUUUCUUAGAGGAGUUUUGCACACCAGUUUUGAAACCUUUAAUUUAGUAUUCUAAAAUAUUUAGGAUACUACGCGCGCUGUGAUUGGUCGAA